Messenger RNA from Pomacea canaliculata, 2896 nucleotides. Its product is annotated as arginine and glutamate-rich protein 1-like. Gene Ontology annotation, cellular component: nucleoplasm; mitochondrion. The record is from RefSeq and is a predicted model, not a curated record. NCBI's taxonomy places the organism in Eukaryota, Metazoa, Mollusca, Gastropoda, Architaenioglossa, Ampullariidae. The transcript is spliced from 5 exons. Gene Ontology annotation, molecular function: cadherin binding. Bases 95 to 844 code for a protein of 249 amino acids.
UACACGCUAUGCAUACGCAGAGUCGCCAUUUGUAAGAAGGAGACGUAUUCUGUUAGUGUCUUGACAUAUUAAAUUUGCGCUCUGGAUUUCGAACAUGGGGAGAUCUAGAAGCAGAAGCAGAUCUUCAAGCAGACACAGACACAAAUCAAAACGUAAGAAGAUUGUAAGGUCAAAAUCACGUUCAAUAUCAAGAGAUAGAAAUCGGCGGGACAGAGGAAGUCGUAUACGAUCGAGAUCGCGUGAUGUGAAGAAGGGCAGUCGGAAACGUUCAUUUUCAUCAAGUAGUUCAAGUAGUGAUGAUGACCUUAUCUUGCGAGCUAAGAGGAGAGAAGAAGAAGAAAAGAAGGCAGAAAUGGAAAGACAACGUCUUUUGCGACAGAAGGAGCUGGAAGAGAAGAUGAUUGAGGAGGAGGUUGCCCGGCGUGUUGAGGAGUUGGUGGCGAAGCGUGUUGAGGAAGAACUGGAGAAGCGAAAGGAAGAGAUAGAGGCUGAGGUCUUGCGGCGAGUUGAAGAGGCCAAGCACAUCAUGGAACUUCAGAUGCUCAAUGAACUAGAGUCGCAGCGGCAGGCAGAGCUUGAAGCUCAAAAGCGCAAGGAGGAAGAGGAACGAAAGAAACGCCAAGAACUUGAGGCUAUCAUGGAAGAAAACAACAAAAAAAUUGAAGAAGCUCAGCGUAAGCUGGCGGAGGAGCAGCUGAAGCUGGUUGAAGAGCAACGCAAGAUUUUGGAGGAGAAACAGCGGUUAGAAGAGGAAGAGCAGCGGCGUCUAAAACGAGACCAGGAGGUCAUUCUAAAUAAAAAGAAUGCCCGGCCCAAAUUGUCCUUCAGCCUCAAUGCAAAAUAGACUGCCCACCCACCUUGGUUCCACCCAUUUUCCUUGAUUCUGAUCUUUAUCUGCCCUAACUGUUUAUCCAUGUUUGUUUUUUUUUUUAAGAUGGCUUUAAACCAAGUGAAAAAAAUCCGCCUAGGAUUUGACAGUUUGGCCAUAGACAUCUCUUCCAUGCUGUGCCCCCCCUCUUGCACUCUUGGCACUGACCUGUACCGAAGGGACAGCUGAAUGUGUUCUGUGCCAAUCAUCUUACAGUUGUUUCAGGAUGUGCCAGAGAUUCUGUGCAGAACAUUUGUGGGAGCUUUGUUGCUGUUUUUGGCUGUCAGCAUGCGUGGAGACCUUACAUGUGGAUGCAGAAAUUUUGAUGGAUCAUCAAGGACUGAACAUUCUCAUGCUACAAGUAAACGUAGCUAAACUUUUAAACCAGAUGAUGGUUUUAAACUUUUAAAACAGAAAAUGUAAUGGCUGUCCUUACUGAAAGCCAUUGACCUUUCUUUUCCCGGCAUAGAGUUGUGCUGUCAAACAGCCUUUCAUAAUAGAAUGAGAAGAUGUGCUUGUGUGGUGUGUUUGUGUCUCUGUUUAUGUGUAUGCAUGCAUGUGUGCAUUGUUACUUGCCAUAUGACAUUUUGUGGUCAGUCUCUCAGUGCAGAAUACGGAAAGAAAAUCAUUUGAGUAUUUAUGCAACAGAGACAAAUGAUAUAACUAAGAGAAUGUAAUGUUCAUGUGUAACAUUAGUUUUGAUCAUCAUCAGUGCUCUGAAUUUAGUAAUUAUUACUUUGUUAUAAAACACACAGCUAGCUCUUUACUCACCAGUGGUUGGCUGCCUUCAAAGCUGAUUAAUUUAAUAUUUUGUAGUCUUUUAUAUGCAAGCAGCAUAGGUCAGUUUAGAUGUGUGUAAUGAGACUGUCAUUCAAUAUCUUGGCUAGAGACCAGUAGUUGUGAGAGGUUGGGUUCAUCAUAGAGUUGCUGUUGAGUUUUGCCAAGGAUCAUGGCUAUUCCCACAAAAAGAAGAAUUCACCCACAAAGAUCAUAUUGCUUCAAAGUCCUAUGAGUGCUGUUGUCAAAGAUCAUCAAGAUUUUGUUGCCUGUACAAGCAGUGUUUUAGCUGUGCCACAAAAAUGAGCAGGAGAUAGACAUUUAGUAUGGAUGUACAUGAUGCCACAAGAGAUGAAGUAUGCCCAUUAUGGCAGCAGCUUUGUUACUGUGUGAACAAAAUAUUUGUACUUGAAAUUUGCGUGCAUGUUUGAAAAUGAAUGGGAUAGAGCCUAUUUUUUUUAUAUUGUAUGUGUGUGACUCUUUAAAAUGAAACAUGGAAUGUUAAGGCUGGAUGUUUUUUUUUUUUCUUUUUUAAUGAAGCGUUUAGCUUGGGCUAGGUUUUAGGAUUUGGUUGUUAAGAGCAAAAUGUCUAUUUUAUACGUCAGCAUGGGGCAUGGUUAAGAUUAUGUUAGCUUUUAUCUGUACUUUUUUCCCUAAGAGAAUCAGUCUGUGUAGGUAAUACUCAGGGCUAGUUAGCUCUCUGUUGGGUUAAAGGUGGGGUGUGUUAAAUUAUAUGCAAACUUAAACUGCAUUUCUAAGUGCAGUUUCGGUGAAGUAUAUUUAGAGUGCAGUUCUGUAGGUUCACGAAGAGGGUGACUUGCACAUCUUAGCAGUGUAAUGUCUUGGGAAAAUAAUGCUACCUCAAUAAUAUUUUAGAGUAUCACAGAUACAGGUGGGUUGCCUCCUAGUUCUGAUAAAUCUUCAGGGCUUGUAGCUGUGGACUAGAGGUAAGACAACCUUAAAGGUUUGCCAUUUACUUGAAGUGUAAUUCUAUGGCAAAAAUAUGCGAAGAACGCGUAGUUGCAAACUGGGCUAGAAAAUUAUUUCAGGAUUGAUCGUUCCAGGGGUGUUCAGGUAAGGCCCCAUGGCUAGCUAGGACAUGUGGAGAUCAAAGACCUUUAUUCCUUGUAAAGAUGAAAUUGCUGUUGAUAUGUGCGCUUCAUAUGGACGAGCUGGUUGUUUUAUUUGCAGGUAGACUCAGUGAUGUUGGAGACUGGUUUUCUUGUGACAUUAAAGAUACUUUCACAUUCA